UGUUUUCAAAUGCUUGGCGGGAAAUUGUAGUCGUGGGUUGCUGCUACAUAGAAGAAAAUCUUUAUCACUCUUCAAAACUGAUGUAACAUUGUUUCACUUGAAGCUGACUAUUUUCUUUUAAGGAAUAGAAUUUUGUUUGGAGUUCGAUACCUCAAUUUUCUACGAUGUUUUCGUAACAAACUACUUCCAUUCCAAAAUAGCCAAUAGGAGCGGCAAGAGAAACGCGCGUAAAUUUGUAAACAGUAAUUGGCGGCAAGAGUAGUAUGAUUCGUGUUGUACAUGGUGGAAGUGAACAAGGUGUAAUUGUGUCUUGUGCAUCAAAAUGCCGCUGAACACCACUGGCAAUGUAUCAAAUGGUGAUGAUGUUUUGAAUUACAAUGAAAUAGUUACUAAUGAUACAUAUAGCUGGAACUGGAGCUGGAGUGGAGAUGGGCCAAAAAUCGAGCUUAGUCCUACUAGCUCGUGCAGCUCCUCAUCAGAACUGACCACGAGACAUGAGAGCAAAAGAGGGAGGCCAAGGGCAGAUACGAUAACAAACUUAAUAUAUGAAGGUUCAACAUCACCGAGCGCUAUAAAAUGUCGAUUUUGUAAUAGGGUGUUUCCUAGAGAGAAAUCUCUCCAAGCACAUCUGAGGACACACACAGGUGAGCGGCCCUACAUGUGUGAUUAUCCAGGAUGUACAAAAGCCUUCACCCAAAGUGGUCAACUCAAAACUCAUCAGCGAUUGCAUACUGGAGAAAAACCAUUUGUCUGCUCUGAAAAUGGGUGCACAAUUAGAUUCACUCAUGCAAAUCGCCACUGCCCUGAACAUCCGAAUGCAACACUCCACCGAAGCGAUGAUUUUGUACUGCGGCCUGUUACGUGUAAUCCAGAACAGUCAAGUGAUGUUCUUCGCUGGCUUGAAAGGUAUCGGAAGGAGAGAGAAGACAGAACACCGAAGAAACCAGAAAGGAGGAACAAGGCAAAGAGGAAUGAUGUGGAAAAUGGCAGUUUGUCUUGCAAGAAGUUAAAAAUUCGUAAAGGCCUGGUAACAGUAAUGGAACAAGAAAAUGUUCAGCAUAAAAAAUCUAGCAUUCAGAGAGCCACCAUUAAUGUUGAGCAAACUUGUAUAAGAAGUUGCAUCCCAGGAGAUGUGAAGCAGAAUUUUAAAUUAGAUGUGAACUCGGAGUCUGCAACUUUAAAUGGCAAUGGUGAACUGUACUCCCAUGAAACCUGCAAAAUACGGAAGAACAGUGACAUUAGAGUUGAACAACCAAAGAAGAGAUGGUUGCGAGAGGCAUGUAGAGAUCAAGCUCUGUGGGGGGUAAAGAAUGAAUUGGCUCAACCAAUCCAGUGGAAUGACAGAGAUGAUUGUACUGUCAGUAUGUUUGAAGAGCUGAGGCCAAUGAAAGAGUGCCAUGAUGCCAACCAGUUGAGGCCAACGGUGUUAAUGUUGGCUGCAAGGGAAGGUGAACAGUCUCCAGCAGAUGAUGGGUAUUUAGUUUGGCAAGCUCCCAGUAACCAACCAGAUGAUAAUUUGAAAUGGAUGGGAGCAAUGGCUCUCAUGCAGCUAUCCAAAGCAAAGGAAGUUGAAAAUUUUGAUUCUGAAAGUGCUACUACUCCACUAAACCUUUCUCAGCCACGAUAUAUGGAACUGUAGACGACAGUGUAAGUGGUGGUUUUUAACAGUCAGUUAAGACUGCAUGCAGUAUUUAUACCCCCAGAGAAGUGUUAAAGGUUUUGUGACUGGAUAAAAAUAUUUAAAAAUCUUGAUGUGAUUUUCUUACAAAAAAUCUUAACAUGUUCAGAUUGGGGGUUGCUUGUAUAUUGACAAUAAAAAUUUUUAUUUCUGCUGUUAAUAAUGGAUGGUGCCCUGCACCAGGAUGUAAAUGGUGCUAUCAAAUGGUCUGCCGUCAUUUAAGAUUAUAUUAUCACACAAAAUGCAAUGAUGGCAUAAGAUGAUUAUUGUAUGAUCAUAGAUUUCUGUUCAAUUAAUGUUCUGUGGAAAGUGUUACUUCACAUCAGCACCUACACAAAUGGUGGUAGACAUCUGUUUAUCUGUUAUUUUUCACAACUUACAGUGCAUUACUGCAUGCAGUAUUACUAAUGCAUUGCCACAGUGCCCAAUUUGGUAGUUAGUUUUUUGGGAGUUUAUGCCACUUAAGUCAUUUCAAAAGUCAUUUCUCCUUUUUAGAAAAGGUACGUUAUUGGUAAAAUCCAAGAGGCCAUGCUUCAAUUAGCAUAUAUUUGCCAAGCUGUGGAUAUUUCUGUUAACAGGUAUUUUAAUGUAAAACCUUUUUAAAAAAGGUAUAUUAUUUAAACAAACUUUUAAUGUAGCUAAUGCAUAACCUAGCAACUGAAAAAAUGUACAGUAACUGCUUUUAUUUAGCACAAAGAAUUUUUUAUAUAAUUAUUGCAAGGAAUGAAGUUAAAUUUGUAUAAUGUUGGAAUUUUAAUUAACUAUUUACAAACAGAUUUAUGGAGAUCAUACUUAAGAAUCUCACUAUGUGCUUCAAACAUUGCAGCUUGGAGAUUUGUAACAUAUUUUAAAUGUGUUUUUUUUUAAAUUACUAUAUUGUUUUGUAAGAUAUUAGAUGCUUUUAUUUUUCUUGUAUGAAUGUUAAUGUUACCUUCUGUUUUAAUCUUUAUGCGUUAAUACUGGAAAAAUGACGACCUGGUACAAAAAUAUGGAAGUUAAAAAUAAAUAUUGUUUUAAUGUAAAUAUAUCUUUAAUGGUAAGCACAGUUACUGUGCUGUUCAUUGUUUUCUCACUGGAUUGAUUGGUGGAAGUUUUGCAUCCAUUCAUUAUCCAGCACAUUGUAUCAAAUGUCAGGUGUUCCUUUGUUGGUGAGAAAUUCCUUUUCUUAAACCUCUAACUGCGGGCGAUUUUCAGAUUUUUUUUCAAUUGUGGGGCAUUUUUAUUCGAUAAUUUGAGUAGUUGUCAGUAUAGAAUAAUGGGAAUACAAAUUUAAGGC
This is a messenger RNA of Schistocerca cancellata (South American locust), 2954 nucleotides long. RefSeq lists its product as uncharacterized. The record is from RefSeq and is a predicted model, not a curated record. Lineage: Eukaryota; Metazoa; Arthropoda; Insecta; Orthoptera; Acrididae. The coding region runs from base 323 to 1639 and encodes 438 amino acids. Gene Ontology annotation, cellular component: nucleus. Gene Ontology annotation, biological process: central nervous system development; regulation of transcription by RNA polymerase II. The transcript is spliced from 4 exons. Gene Ontology annotation, molecular function: DNA-binding transcription factor activity, RNA polymerase II-specific; RNA polymerase II cis-regulatory region sequence-specific DNA binding.